Molecule: messenger RNA, 1609 nt
Organism: Cynara cardunculus var. scolymus (artichoke)
Lineage: Eukaryota; Viridiplantae; Streptophyta; Magnoliopsida; Asterales; Asteraceae
Product: protein IQ-DOMAIN 1-like
Exons: 5
Coding region: 19-1281 (420 amino acids)
Molecular function (GO): protein binding
Source: RefSeq, a predicted model, not a curated record
CAGGUUUAGGCUUUCUUGAUGGGUGCCUCUGCAAAAUGGAUUAAAUCAUUAAUUGGCUUUCAAAAGGCCAAUUCCAACAGCACAGAUCAAGAGAAAGUUGGGGGUAACAAGAUAAGGACAUGGAAGCUAUGGAGGAGUCCGUCAGCUGGGUGUUCUUCAGUGUCAUCAUCUUCAAAGGGAAUGAAAGGAGGAGGACGAUUGUCUACUUCUGAUGCUUCUCGUGCUGAAGAUGUUUCGUUCUCUGCUGCUGUUGCGACUGUGGUUCGGGCACAGCCUAAAGAUUUCAUGGCUGUUAGGCAAGAAUGGGCUGCCAUUCGAAUUCAAUCUGUUUUUCGCUCUUUUUUGGCAAGACAAGCGUUAAGGGCACUGAAAGCGUUAGUGAGGCUCCAGGCCAUCGUUAGAGGUCGACUAGUUAGAAAGCAAGCCGAUGUGACCCUUAGGUGCAUGCAGGCUCUUGUUAGAGCUCAGGCUCGAGCCAGAGCUCAAUCUGCUCGGACUACAUCAGAAAAUCCUGCUGCUUUGAGAAGCCAGUCUGAGGGUGGAUGGUGUGAUAGUUAUGGAACAGCCGAAGAAGUGAGAGCUAAAGAACGUAUGAAACAAGAUGGUGCCAUCAAGAGGGAUAGAGCUAAUGUUUAUGCCUUUUAUCAGCAGCGACCAAGAACAAAUCCCAACUCAAUUUCCGGGAAAAACAAGACUGCUUCUCCUAGAUCAGUCAAGCAAAACAACGAAUGGAGCUGGCUGAAUGGUUGGAUGGCUAGCAAAUCUUGGGACAACAAUUCCCAUAAUAAUGUUGCAUCUGAAAUAAAGAAUUCUGAUGAUCGUAGUGUUAAAUCUUGCUCUUAUUCCAGUGAACGUGAUUCUUUAAAGAUUCGAAGGAAUCUAGUUUCAACCAGGGUUUCUGCAAAGCCGUUUAUCUCAAGUCCAAUCACACAAUCAUCCUCAACAAACCCAUCUUCUGGUUCCGUGUUUAACGAAAGCACAUCCUCAACCAAUUCUUCAUCCGCAACUUCCGAAACACGGGUGUCAAGUAAAGAACGAAGUGUUAGCAAACCGAGCUACAUGAGUCUCACGGAGUCCAUUAAAGCUAAACGGCAAGGGUACAAUUACUCAACUCAUGGUCACAAAUCAAAAGGCGGACUUUCAAACGGGGCAACAGUAACAGCAAGAAAGAGUGCUGAUUCGGAUCUUUAUUCAUCUGAAACGGGUAAGGACUUGUAUCCACCCAUUUUCAUCGAUAGAUAUGAUGAAGUUAAAAGCCGAAAAGGAUUGAAAGAAAAGUAGAAUUCUUUAACAAGACUCUGAAUUUGGUGAUACUUUAAUGCUCUCACAGUUCUUCAACAGCUUGUUGUGUUUCUUGAUUUGGAUAAGAGACCAUCCAUAAUCCUUUAGCUCCAAAACAAGCUUAGAGGAAAGUCAGUUGGGAUGUGGAUCUUUUGGAUUUCUGUUUUUAUACAUAGAUAUAGAAGUGGGGAUGAUCUGAUUUGUUGAGAUAUGGUCUCAAUUUCCAUCUGAUCUUUAAAGAACUUCAAAGGUACAGAAGUGAAACUGUUAGUGUAGUUUUUAGCUUGUUUUAUGUCAAAUUUUGAACUAAAUGAAGACUACAUUUGCU